Messenger RNA from Hypanus sabinus (Atlantic stingray), 4397 nucleotides. Its product is annotated as adenylate cyclase type 2-like. Gene Ontology annotation, biological process: cAMP biosynthetic process; intracellular signal transduction; adenylate cyclase-activating G protein-coupled receptor signaling pathway. Lineage: Eukaryota; Metazoa; Chordata; Chondrichthyes; Myliobatiformes; Dasyatidae. Bases 627 to 3908 code for a protein of 1093 amino acids. Gene Ontology annotation, cellular component: plasma membrane. The transcript has 28 exons. Gene Ontology annotation, molecular function: adenylate cyclase activity. The record is from RefSeq and is a predicted model, not a curated record.
CCUGGGCUCUGUGCGUUUCUGGUUUCGAGAACCAAGUACUUGAUCGGGCGGGAGAUGGACAGCGGAGACGCGGAGGGUGUUUAGUUGUCACUGAGGAGCGCAGAGGACGGGCCGGCGGCUGGACGACAUGCAAUUAGCCUGGACACAAGCGGCACACACACACACCGGAGCCGGUCUGCACAGCCCAGCACGUAACGCAUUCAAUCGGAAGACAGCCCGAAAAUCUGCAGGGAUGGAUUUGGUCGAUUCAGGAACUACUACAGAGAAUGCUUAAAACUAAAAGCAGAAAAGUGUCUGGGGGAGACGUAUGCAUCUGAGGGAGAAGGGUAUUAGAUCCAGUCGAGCGGGACCCCGGUCACAAAAGAAUAAGAGACUGCUUCUCGUCAGUUGAAAGCCAUUUGCUACUGUUGUUUCACAUCGAUUAUCGGAAGGGACCCAUUCUCCGGGAUGAUGCAUUUUGAUUGCGGUCAGUUGCACCCUCUCUUCAGCACCUCCGUCUCACUCGCCACGGCUCAACAUGUUGCUUCUGCGGUAUGGCUGGGGUAGGCUCCCUCGGCUGCACCUUGCUGACUUUGUAACAGUUAAUUGAGAGUUGAAAAGCUUGAUUGCUGAUUUCUUUUUUAUUAAUGUGGCAAGACGCAAUGAGAAGGAGACGGUAUCUGCUUAACAGAACUGACGAUGUCCCAGCUAAACAGAAGUCAACCGACUGGCUCUACGAGUCGUAUUACUGCAUGAGCCAACAGCAUCCGCUGAUUGUUUUCCUGCUUCUGAUUGUGAUGGGAGCCUGUUUAUCACUACUCGCUGUCUUCUUUGCUUCAGGGCUGGAUAUCAAAGACCACAUGGCUUUCCUAAUAACCGUUCCAACCGCUUUGGCUAUAUUCUUCACAAUUUUUGUUCUGGUCUGCAUGGAGGCAGUAUUCCGAAAGCUACUGCACGUGUUUUCACUUGUAGUUUGGGCGUGCCUGGUUGCUAUGGGUUACCUCUUCAUGUGUUUUGGUGGUAUCAUUUCUCCGUGGGAUCAGGUAUCCUUCUUCUUAUUCAUUAUUUUUGUGGUCUACACGAUGCUGCCCUUCCGUAUGCGAGAUGCUGUAGUGGCCAGUGUGUUGACAUCUUCCUCCCAUACCAUUGUGUUGAGUGUCUACCUCUCAUCCACGGCGGUCAUAAAGGAACAUUUGGUCUGGCAGAUUUUGGCCAAUGUCAUCAUUUUCAUUUGUGGAAAUCUGGCAGGAGCCUAUCACAAGCAUCUGAUGGAACUCGCUCUACAGCAGACUUAUCAAGACACAUGCAACUGCAUUAAGUCACGUAUCAAGCUGGAAUUUGAAAAGCGUCAACAGGAACGUCUCCUACUGUCAUUGCUUCCUGCACAUAUUGCCAUGGAGAUGAAGGCCGAAAUCAUUCAGCGACUACAAGGGCCCAAGUCUGGCCACUGCCAGCUGGAAAAUACAAAUAACUUUCACAAUUUGUAUGUGAAGAGGCACACAAAUGUGAGUAUAUUGUAUGCUGAUAUUGUGGGGUUCACACGCCUGGCCAGUGAAUGUUCACCCGGGGAGCUUGUGCACACACUCAAUGAAUUAUUUGGCAAGUUUGAUCAAAUUGCAAAGGAAAAUGACUGCAUGAGGAUCAAGAUUCUGGGAGACUGCUACUAUUGUGUCUCUGGUUUACCGAUAUCCCUGCCAAACCAUGCUAAAAACUGUGUGAAAAUGGGCUUAGAUAUGUGUGAAGCCAUAAAGAAGGUAAGGGAUGCCACAGGAGUUGAUAUCAACAUGCGUGUGGGAGUUCAUUCCGGGAAUGUCCUGUGUGGAGUCAUCGGAUUACAGAAGUGGCAAUAUGACGUCUGGUCACAUGAUGUCACUCUUGCAAAUCACAUGGAAGCAGGAGGUGUUCCGGGUCGUGUGCAUAUUACGUCAAUCACAUUGGAGCAUUUGAACGGUGUGUAUAAAGUGGAGGAGGGUAAUGGACAUGUCAGAGAUCCCUACCUAAAGGAGCACAACAUCAGGACCCACCUGGUGAUUAACCCAAAGGCAGAGAGACGUAGCCCACAGCAUCAUUUUAGACAUCGACACACAGCGGAUGGAGCCAAGAUGAGAGCUUCUGUCAGAAUGACCAGAUACCUGGAAUCUUGGGGAGCAGCCAAACCCUUUGCACACUUACAUCAUCGGGACAGUAUGACAAAUGAAAAUGGCAAGAUCAAUACAGUUGACAUGCCUAUGGUUCGAUACCAUUUCCAUCGAUGUACAGAAAGAACAAAGUCACAAAAAAGAAGAUUUGAGGAGGAGUUAAACGAAAGAAUGAUCCGAGCUAUUGAUGGAAUUAAUUCACAAAAGCAGUGGCUAAAAUCGGACGACAUUCAGCGAAUUUCACUUUUCUUUCACAAUCAAGAAUUGGAAAAGGAGUAUCGAGCAACUCCACUUCCAGCCUUCAAGUACUACGUCACCUGCGCUUGCCUCAUAUUUUCCUGCAUCUUCAUCGUUCAGAUUCUGGUCUUGCCAAAAACGCCUGUUCUUGCGAUUUCCUUUGGAACUGCUUUCCUCGUUCUGGUUUUCAUCCUCUUCACCUGUUUUGCUGGUCAGCUUCUGCAAUGUAGCAAGAAGGCUACAGCUUCCCUGAUGUGGAUUUUGAAAUCGUCAGAGAUAAUUGCCAAUAGGCCUUGGCCUCGUCUCACACUCACAAUGACUACCACCACAGUUAUAUUAGUUAUGGCCAUAUUUAACAUGUUUUUUUUGAAGAACUCAGCGGUAACUUCCAUCUCAGUGAACAACACAAAUGGCAGUUUGCAAUCUAUAAAUGGACAAGCUGUGUGUUCCAUGCACAAUGACUGUUUCUUCUUGCCAUACUUCCUGUACAGCUGUAUUUUGGGACUGAUAUCAUGCUCUGUGUUCCUGCGAAUAAACUACGAGCUAAAAAUGCUGCUGAUGCUGAUUGCUGUCGUGGUUUACAAUGUUAUACUUCUGCAAACCCAUGCCUCGCUCUUUGAUGAUUAUAGCAAAAUGCUAUACAAAACUAUUGACAUAGAGAGGCCUGGUGUGCUGAAGGAUCUGAAGACAAUGGGCUCUAUCUCCCUUUUCAUUUUCUUUGUCACCCUUCUUGUUCUGGCCAGACAGAAUGAAUAUUACUGCAGGUUAGACUUCCUGUGGAAGAACAAAUUCAAAAGAGAAUGUGAGGAGAUAGAAACCAUGGAAAACCUCAACAGAGUGUUGUUGGAAAAUGUGCUGCCUGCUCACGUGGCUGAACAUUUCUUGGCUCAGAAUUGGAAAAAUGAAGACCUCUACCAUCAAUCAUACGAGUGUGUGUGCGUCAUGUUUGCAUCUAUCCCAGAUUUCAAAGAAUUCUACACUGAAUCAGAUGUAAAUAAAGAAGGGCUGGAAUGUUUACGAUUACUGAAUGAAAUCAUUGCUGACUUUGAUGAUCUGUUGUCCAAGCCUAAAUUCAGUGGAGUAGAGAAAAUUAAAACAAUUGGGAGCACCUACAUGGCUGCAACAGGUUUAAGUGCUGCAACAGUUCAGGAGUACAGCCAAGAGGCAGAUAGACAAUACACACAUAUUGGAACCAUGCUAGAAUUUGCUUUUGCACUCAUGAUAAAGCUUGACGUGAUCAACAAGCAUUCUUUCAAUGACUUUAAGCUCCGCAUUGGUAUUAACCAUGGUCCUGUUAUUGCUGGAGUAAUUGGAGCUCAGAAACCACAGUACGAUAUUUGGGGCAAUAGUGUCAAUGUGGCCAGCAGGAUGGACAGCACAGGAGUUCUCGGCAAGAUACAGACCACAGAAGAAACAAGUAACAUCUUACAAACACUCGGCUACAACUGUACCUGCAGGGGAAUUAUAAAUGUCAAAGGGAAAGGAGAACUUAAAACAUAUUUUGUAAACACGGAAAUGACACGAUCACUAUCGCAAGGAAACAUGGUGACCUGAAAUACUGAAGGCUCGACAUCAAAAAAUAAAGGUUAAGCAGCCAAGUAAGACAAGCCUUUGAAAGAGGGAUCUCAAGUAAUAACACUUGUACAUAGGUUUGAUUCUAUCCUUAGCUGCACAUCAAUUGCCUAUGUUUUGGAAAUGUAGAGCUAUUAAUAUCUAAAUUCAUCCAACUUAGAAUAUUCAUGUGUGCUGUGGACAGCUUAUUCGCCUCAACUGAGCAAACUAAUUGAAUUACUUACAGAAUGCUGGCAAUACUCAGCCGGUCGGGCAGCAUAUGCGAGGAGAGAAUCAGUUAAUGUUCCAAAUCAAUGAACUGGUUCUCUGUCCAUCGAUGCUGCUUGAGCAGCUCCAACAUUCUCGGUUUUUAUUUCGGAUUUUCAGCAUCUACAGGUUUUGGCUUUUGGAAAUGAAUUACUUAACACGGACCUGUUUCUAAAAUGUGUCCUGCAUUGUUAUGUUGUUUUAUAAAAACUUAUUAAACGUUUG